AUGACCUUCGCUCCUGGGAUUCAGACUGUUUUCAAGUCCGAAGCACUCAAUCUAGCACCAAUCCAAGGGAUGGCAGUUCCACUUGGGGAUAGUUUCUACUAUCUGCGACCUGAAGCCCGAGCAAAGAUAGACACUCCACACAGCGGACUGGUUCCGAGACCAGCGACAGUCCUGACAUUCAGAAGCACGGGGUCACUGAAUGCCUCUGAUGUUGCAGCAAAUUUGGCCCAGUUCGAAUCCUCUGACGAUGUGUACACGAAAGAAUUUUCGUCAACCAUCAUUGUACAGCAACAUGCGUCGCUAAACGGAGGCCUUGAUUCCUCAGCCGUAUCGAUGUUGCAGGACAAAGGGGAGCUUUUCCGUCUUGAAGUCCCCGAAGUCCUGCCAGAGGGCCCAUACUUCAUUCUCAAUGGCAGCAUUUUUGAAGCAUGGAGGCUCUAUCCUGAUACUAUCGACUCCAUCUUUGUGGCUACAAAGCUCAACCGUGGGGAGAGAAAGAGCUACUCACGACUUGAGCUCUCGGGGAUUUUUCCACCGGCCCUCGCGAUUGCAGUGCCAUCACGUCUCUACUUCAUGCCCAGCGAAGCCAAACCCCUCAACGGGCUCCGAGUCGCUGUCAAAGACAUAUUGAACAUCGAAGGGAUUCACACAAGUAACAGGGUGAAAGACUGGCUGAAAUUCCACUCCCCAGCCUCCGAAAUUCCGCCGGCGGUGCAGAAGCUCAUGGACCUAGGUGCUGUCAUAGUUGGGAAAACAAAAUGCACUGCAUUUGCAGAUCGCGAAUAUCAUUCGUCGGACUGGAUCAAUUAUCAUCUUACCUUCAAUCCUAGAGCCUGUGGUUAUCUUGUUCCGGAAGGUAGCAGUACCGGGAGCGCCGCUGCUUUGGCAGCAAGCGCUAGACUACGAAUGCCUGCAGGAGCACAAGGGCUCUUUGGACUUCGUCUAACGUAUGGAAUGGCUUCCAUGGAGAAUGUUACUCCACUUGUGAAGGAAUUCGAUACAGAAGGCCUUCUGGCUAGAGAUAUCAAGACAAUGCAACUAGUCUCAGGCGUCUGGUAUGGACACAAAGAGGAAGCCGACAACACGAAAGACUGGUCGGAUUCCUCCACAGACCAUCCUGCGAAAGCCAUCUUCGAUUCAUUUGUUGUGAACCUAGAGGCCUUCAUGGAGUUGAAACGGAUCAAUGUCAAUGUGAAAGAGGGCUGGACCAAUGAUGAUCCCAUGAAAACAGGCAAAACAUUCGAAGAAGAAUUCUUAAGGACUUACGAACGGAUCCACGGGCCUGCUACUUUAGACUUCCAUUUCAAAUAG
Molecule: messenger RNA, 1311 nt
Organism: Cadophora gregata
Lineage: Eukaryota; Fungi; Ascomycota; Leotiomycetes; Helotiales; Ploettnerulaceae
Exons: 7
Coding region: 1-1311 (436 amino acids)
Source: RefSeq, a predicted model, not a curated record